Molecule: messenger RNA, 576 nt
Organism: Striga hermonthica
Lineage: Eukaryota; Viridiplantae; Streptophyta; Magnoliopsida; Lamiales; Orobanchaceae
Source: the annotation of a GenBank genome assembly
AUGUUUAGUUUCAAGAAGCCCAUCGGAAGUGUUAUUGUGUCGGCCCACAAACUAUUGGGCUCACCAAUGGCAUGCGGUGUCCACAUGACUAGAAAGAGGUACAUCAAAGCAAUCUCUAAAAACAUUAAAUAUAUCGAAACCAUCGAUAACACGAUAUCCGGAAGUCGAAAUGGCCACACGUCGGUCUUCAUUUGGGAAGGUAUUAGUUGCAUGCUCAACGAGCCCGGUUUUGUGGUUGUUUUUGAGAGGCCCCUGAGCUUCGAGUUCGUUAGAAAGUGGCAGCUUUCGACUCAAGGUGACAUGGCGCAUGUUGUCGUGAUGCCACAUAGAUCAUCGAUGAUGGCUUCUAUGGCUUUCUCUUCGCUUUACACCGCGCCUCUUCACAGUUUAGCACUCUCCAACCUGCAACUGAACUGCAAAUCCGGUUGUCUGACGUUUCUUGAUUUGUCCAAUCGAUCGAGCAUCGGCUCUUCGAAAUCAACGUUUUCUCGAGAUGGGCUUUCGAAUUUAUCCCCAAUUGUUUCUGGGUUUCUCUUAAGAGUCUCGAAAUUUCGCUUCUGUUUACGCCAGGGCUAA